ACAUGGUUUUGGGUCCAGUCUGAUAUUUUGAGGUCUGGUCUCUGCUGUUUUGGGGGUCCAGUUUCUCAUGUUUUGGGGUCCAGUCCUGGAUGUUUUUGGGGUCUGUCUGUGAUGUUUAGAGAUCCAGUCGCUUCUGUUUAGGGUUUCAGUCUCAGAGGGUUUGGGGAUCCAGUCUGAUGUUUUGGGGUCCAAUCCCUCAUGGUUUUGGGGUCCAGUCUGUGACGGUUUGGGGUCUGGUCCCUGAUGGUUUUGAGGUCCAGUCCCUGAUAUUUUGGGGUCCAGUUUCAGAGGGGUUUGGGGUCCCAUCCCUGAUGUUUUUGGGGUCAGUCCCUGAUGGAUUUGGGAUUCAGUCCCUGAUGUUUUGGGGUCCAUUCUCUGAUGUUUUGGGGUCCAGUCUCAGAGGGUUUUGGGGUUCAGUCUCUGACAUUUUGGGGUCCCAUCCCUGACCGUGGGUGUCGUUCGUGCUGUCCAGGAUGUCGGGGUGCGGGGGCCCGGCCAAGAGCCGCGUGACGGUCCCGAAGCGGGUGUGGGAGUUCGUGACUCGGGAACGCGCCGCCCGCCUGGCGCUGCUGGCGCAGGAGUCGCGGGUGCGGAUCCUGGUGGACGGCGAGACCCCCGAGCUGUACGUGCUGCAGCUCUGCGCGACCCCCCCGGGCCCCCCCGGCGGGGCGGGCGGGCUCUGCCCCGCGCGGAAGGCGCUCAAGGCGCUGCUCAAGGAGACCGAGAAGGAGCUGAAGAAGCGCAGCCAGCGGCCCGCCGAAGGACCGGGGGGUCGCGCCGAGCCCCCCGCGGGCGCGGCCGGGGCUCCCCCCCCGGCUCCGGCGGCGCGGGACGAGGAGCCCGAGCGGCAGUGCCCGAUCUGCCUGGGGGAGAUGCGGGGGCCCCGCACGCUGGAGCGGUGCCGCCACUCCUUCUGCGGGGAGUGCAUCGCGCGGGCGCUGCAGGUCCGCUCCGCCUGCCCCGUCUGCGGCCGCUUCUACGGGCAGCUGGUGGGCAACCAGCCCCCCGACGGGCGCAUGCUGGUCACCCGCGACCACCAACUGCCCCUGCCCGGCUACGAGGCCUUCGGCACCAUCAUCAUCCAGUACGUGUUCCCGCCAGGAGUGCAGGGGGUGGAGCACCCCAACCCCGGGGUGCGGUACCCGGGCACCACGCGUGUCGCGUACCUGCCCGACUGCCCCGAGGGGAACAAGGUGCUGGGGCUGUUCCGCAAGGCCUUUGCCCAGCGCCUCACCUUCACCGUGGGCACCUCCCUGACCACGGGCAGGGCCAACGUCAUCACCUGGAACGACAUCCACCACAAGACCAACUGCACCGGCGGGCCACAGCUGUUCGGGUACCCCGACCCCACGUACCUGGCCCGGGUGCAGGAGGAGCUGCGGGCCAAGGGCAUCACCGAGGACUGAGGGGGGGGGCGGGGACCCCCCCGGGCACGGGGACCCCCCGGCGAUGGAGCCCACCCUGCCGGGACCCCCCCGGGGAUGGAGAACCCCGGGGAUGGAACCCACCCUGCGGGGACCCCCCCCAGACAACGAGGACCCCCCGGGGACGGAGCCCACCCUUCCAGGAUCUCCCCGGGGAUGGAGCCCACCCUGCCCGGACACCUCGAGGGACGGAGCCCACCCUGCCAGGACCCCCCCGCAGGUGGAGCCCACCCUGCCGGGACCCCCCCGGACAACGGGAACCCCCCGGAGAUGGAGCCCACCCUGCCGGGACCCCU
Chiroxiphia lanceolata (lance-tailed manakin) is the source of this 1720-nucleotide messenger RNA. It is a transcript of the gene DTX3, whose product is annotated as deltex E3 ubiquitin ligase 3. The transcript is spliced from 4 exons. Lineage: Eukaryota; Metazoa; Chordata; Aves; Passeriformes; Pipridae. The record is from RefSeq and is a predicted model, not a curated record. Gene Ontology annotation, biological process: Notch signaling pathway; protein ubiquitination. The coding region runs from base 474 to 1406 and encodes 310 amino acids.